UAGAGUGAUAGACUCCAGAAGCUCCAGUUAUUUAGUUUACCAAAGAGAAGUUCCUGUGGUGACUUGAUCACAGUCUGAAUUAACUGGGGGCAGUUCUCUGGCGUGUUAUCCAGGAGCUCGGCCUUGAUCCCUCCUGGCCUGGGAAUCUACCAAUCUCCGCCAUGUCCACUCAGGGGACAGGAAUACAAUGUGAACAGGAUGGGCGCCCGGUGCAGCUGGUGCGUCUGGAUGAGAAAGGGGACCUGAUCCUGGACGAGGAGGCCCUGAGCCGCUGCCUGGAGCAGCGUGGGGUAGGGGACGCCCCCAUCUGCCUGGUGUCCAUCAUCGGGGAGCAGCGUCGGGGCAAAUCCUUCCUGAUGAACUGCCUGCUGCGCCGGCUCCAGCAUACGGAGGCCACAGAUGCGUCAUGGAUGGGCCGAGAGGAUGAGGCCCUGGGGGGAUUUGAGUGUACCAAUGGGACAGUGACUGUGACAAGGGGAGUAUGGAUGUGGGACCAGCCCCUCUGGGUCCAGGCCCAGGGGAGGAAGGUGGCCGUGUUCCUGGUGGACACCGAGGGCUGCCUGGACCUGCAGCGCCACAUGGAGACCAGCAUCAAGCUCUCUGUGUUCAGCACAUUGCUUAGCUCCUACUGGAUUUUUAACAUUUCCAACACGUUUACGCGCACGGAGGCAGAUUAUUUGGAGAUGUUCAUUCAGGUUGCGAAGGAGGUCGGAGAGACCUGCAAUCUGACCCCAAUCCAACGUCUGGACCUGUUGGUGCGAGACUGGCAGCUUUCCGGAGCCUUUGGUGUGGAUGGGGGACAGGAGUAUCUCAGAGACAUCACACAGGACCUGGAGGCCUCUGCUGAACAGCCCCUGACGUUGGGAGCCCUGAAGACGAGCAGCACCUGGUGUUACCUACUGCCCCAUCCUGGCACUGGGUUCACCAAGAGCAGGGCAGGGACGCCAGGUGCUGUGGAUGAGGAUUUCCAGCAGUACCUGUGUGACUACAUCAGCACCAUCAUGUGCUCAGCAGGGACACACGUCCGGACGGACCGAGCUGGGCAGAGACUGACCGGGGCUCAGCUGGCUGCCAGGAUGAAGGACAUCUCCCGAUACUUGAAGACCAAACGCUACGACUUCUCCUCCCCUGUGAAGAUGACUGAGACUUUUGCAGCGAUGAGACAGGAGUUUAACAGCAGAGCAGUAGAAGCCACCAGGAGGGAAUAUGAACAAUUUGUGCAGAAUCAGCAGGACUGUGACCACGAGAACAUGAGCAGCUGCCUGAGGGUGACGCCCCUGGAGAUGCAGCGACGGCUGGAGGGGAAAUGCCAGGAGCUGCUGGAGCGCUGCCGGGGGGAGCUGCAGGGCGAGGACCCCCAGAAACAGAUGGCCCUGGAGGGGCUGGAGCAGGGGUUGGCCAGCAAGAUGACCCAGUUCCUGUCGGACUACAGGCAGCGCUAUGAAAUGGCCGAGACAGAGGAGAAAAACAGCAGAGCAGUAAAAGACGCCAGGGAGGAAUAUGAAGAAUUUGUGCAGGAGCAGUACCGUGACCACCAGAGAUUGAUUCCCCGCCUGUGGGUGAGGUCUUCAGAGAUGCAGCAACGCCUGGAGGGGAAACGCCAGAAGCUGCUGGAGCACUGCCGGAGGGAGCUACAGGGCGAGGACCGCCAGAAACAGGCAGCCCUGGAGGAGCUGGAGCAGAGUCUGAACAAGCGGAUGGAACAGUUCCUGCGGGACUACGAUCAGCUCUUAAACGAGAAGCUCAGGGAUGCCGUGAAGGACGGUGCUGUGCUAAUAGCGACCGGACUUAUUUUACAACGCUUCAGGCUAUUCUAACUGUGACUGCUGUGGGGGUGCACAAAACUGUAAGGCAACAGAUAGAUAGAUAGAUAGAUAGAUAGAUAUAAACAACUUACCACAGGUAGCUAGAUUUCAAAGGGACACAAACUGAUUGAUUUGCAGCCAGGUCACCAAGAUCAGAAUCGAGCUCUGACCCCAUCGAUGUCAGUCAAUAAAUAAUUUUGCCCUGGAUCCUGUGCUCUGAGCCGGCUCCUGCAUCCUUCAGUUGCAAUUUUCAUUGCUUUUCAUUUUCUAAAACAGCGAGGGAAAUAGAUUUUCCUAUUUUGGGGUUUCUCACAUGAGCUUUCUCAGGAAGUGCCAAGGCAAAUCUCCCAAGACGUGAGGAGUCCAGUCCUUCAGGCUCUCCAGCCUCAUUUCCAGGAGAUCCCUCAGCUUGAGCUUCCCGUUUCUGAACUUUCUGAGCCUUAGCUUGGACAGGACGAUCUUCAUGGCUCCUGUUCUCCCUACAGACAGAAAUGGAGGUGUUACCCCCUGGGAUGGCGUCACAGCUUAGGGCCAGCAGCACCUUGGCUUCCUCUUGGCCGCUCUGUUCCCAGGAUUUAGGCCUCCAGCUUUCAUCUCCCUGCAUGGACAACAUGUCUAAUAGGCAGGGGAAGGCUGAACCUCCCCAAACAGCCCUGCGUGGCCCCAUCCACGCUCUGUCCUGUUGUGUGUCUGAGUUAAUGACUUGAGAUUGUUGAAUUGACAGGCUCAAUUGAAAUUAUUAAAUCUAAGAUUAUUAA
Molecule: messenger RNA, 2563 nt
Organism: Chelonoidis abingdonii (Abingdon island giant tortoise)
Lineage: Eukaryota; Metazoa; Chordata; Testudines; Testudinidae
Product: RING finger protein 112-like
Molecular function (GO): GTP binding; GTPase activity
Source: RefSeq, a predicted model, not a curated record